AUGCGGCCGAAUCUUUUAGCAAGUCGGAGGGCCCCGUCUUCGAUUGCAAAACAUAGCGGUCACCUCGACAUAUUCAAAUCUUAUAAGACACUGCGAUGGGGGCUUUUUGAGCAGCAGCGUAGCCCCGAUACUUGCCCACGAUCUGUCCCAACGCUCCGACAUACGUCUUUACCGAAUACAAGCUCCUCGUACGUCCCGAUCGUGAUCUCUCAGCCAAAGCGAUAUUUUUCCGAUACCGCUCGCAAAGAAGGCAUAUGGGAUGACGACGAUGAAGUCCCAGAGCCAAAACCAGUGCAACGAAUUCCAGGGCGGCCGGCCUUUGUCCGCCCUACCCGACAUCGAGACUUGGGCAGCUUGGUUCGAUCGAGAGUAGACGGGAAAAAUCGAGUCGCUCAACGUCUGCGCAUUGAAAAGGAGUUCAAUUCGUUACCUCCAUAUCAGGAACUUGUUGAGAGCUUUAUCCAAUUGAAGUACAAACAAGUUGAUGACCUUCUUGAUGAAUCCCUCAAGGCCAACCUAGCCUAUCAAUCUGAAUAUGGAGCUCUCUCGUCAAUAUUUCAAAACCGAAUCAAUGAUGUGGUCUCCCGGAUAACAAAACAGGUUCUCCAUGCCGAAAAGACCACCCAAGAAUGUGUAACUGAAUUGGAAAGCCUGUCAAGCUUCAUCAGCGCGCACAUCGUAACUGUGGUCUCGGACAACACGGAAAAAGUUCUACAAGCAGAGAAUACCGGUCGAAUGAUCGACCAUGACUUCUGCUGCAUUGUUUUUGGUAGAACUCCAAAAUGGGAAAAAAAGCUGGAAAUAUCUGCCCAGAAGAUCCAUGGUUGGAAGAAGUCUCUUCGUACGGCUCAAAAAGCACUCCUGCCAGCCCUGGUCGACAUUUCUGAGCUGUCCAUCUGUCGGUUGAGAGACACUCUCGAUAAUGAUUACCUACGUCCCCGGAAUACCGCAAGAAGUCGAAUUGAUAGAGUUCUUCAUGAAAGCAAAGUCAUUCAGAAGAACUACAACGAGUUGAAACUGAAACGUCUUAACACGCGAAUUUUCCCCAUCAGGGACCUUUGCUGGGAGCUUCAAAAAAGCUCGACCCUUCACCCAACCGAUAAAUGGGUGUUUGGCCAGUACAAAGAAAUCCUUGAGCGUAGUGAACGCGAGCUUAGUAUAUGCGCGCAUUAUCAUCGUGCCUUCUGGCUCAGAAGGCAAGAGGCUUUGCAUCCACUUCGACGAAGUGAACUAUGGAAUUUGAAGGAUGUCAUGGCCGAAGCUUCAUCUGCACGUUCUCACAAAGCUACCGACAAGCAAGUCUUACUUGCGCUUGCACUGGGUGCCCCAAAGAACUCACCGGCGAGUCAGUACUUACACAACAAUCCACUCAUGAUAUCCAACAAGAUUUAUCUCGAAUACAAGCGUCUUUGGAUGCCAAAACCCGCACGCAGCCCUGAGCUACAUAUCUACUGGCGGCAGCUGGAUGUAAUAGCGCCACUGCUCAUGAUUGAUGUUCUCACGUGGGGGCUUCAAAAUGAAGUUUGGUACCUCCACCACAGCCUCAAAGGUGAUCUUGGGACAUUGUGGACUUGGGUCACCAAGGAGACUAUGGAGCACGCUGUUCCAAAAAUAGCCGACUGGUGCAUAGAAUUCCAGAAACAUCGCAGCGAUCUUCGACAAUUGAUCUCUGAAUACAGACGUCUAAACUGGCUGCGUCUUCAAUCAGAAACAUUGCUACACUCAAUGGGACAACGCGUCUAUCUCGCUGGAAAGUUUGAAGUCCUCAAUCCAAUGAGCCAGGAUGUCCGUGGCUUCAAGAAAUGGACUACUCGCAUGGGUCAGCUCACUUCUGACGCUUAUAUCCCCGUAAUGGCCAUCCGGCAGACGCGAACGGAUUGGCAGUCUAUCCACAACAAAAUUAAUAGCGAGACCGGGCGGGCUUCUUCCUUUAUCCCCCACAUUUUAGAACUGGGUUCUUCGACGAAUAAGACCUGGCGUAAGAAGGGACGAGAGGAAUCCGAAUCUCCCAAGGCCAAGGCCGCUUUUAUCAAAUUAUCUCAAAGCCGCCUUUCAAGAUAUAUGAAAGGAAAAUUGCCAGCCCAUUCCGAGUUUUCGCCUGCCAGUCAGGGCAAUCAGGAGCCUGGUCAGGCUAUGAUACCCACAAAAGGUUCCUCGGGAAGGACAAGGCAGAUACUGAAGCGAAAAGCUGGACCUCAGCAUGCAGCUGAGUUAGCUACUAGCCAAGGUAGUCAAGAAGACAGCCGCCUCGGACACAACCUAGAUCCGAAUCCUUCGACAAUAAAAGCCGAGGACCACACAACAGUGGGCACGCUUGUAUCCAACCCACCCCCCGUCGAUGUGCCUGCGGGUCAGGACAAUCGGCAGGAUAGUCAGUUCAUCUACAAGCCGUCACUCAAAUCCCGGGAGAGAAAAUCGAGCCUCGAAGAGCCUGAGCCCAACCCGUUCCUAGUCAAGGCGCCUGCUAGGAAGACAAAUCAGGUGCCCAGUCGGCUCAUCUACAAACCAUCAUUCAAAUUCCGGGAGAGAAGAUAUAGAAGCCUCGACGCGCCUGAGUUCAACCCGUUCCUAGUUAAUGCGCCUGCUAGCCAGACGAACCUGGAAGUCCUUCCCAAGCCACCACCCAUACUCUCGAAGAGCAAAGAGGUGAGCCUCAGCUCGGAGACACAACUUGAUGGCCUCCGUCCACCAAUUCCAAGAGAAGCCAAUGGAUCCCCAAGCACACGGACACACAACGGACUACGGCCGGCAACCAUGCUGCCGAGGAAACCGUUCCCUAAACCAGAUCCAAACGGUGGGAGAAAGUAUAGUACGGAUGCAAUUUUCCACCAAACACAAUUUCGACAAAGCGGUGGUGUCAGCGAUGAUUCUCCAUCUGAACGGUCAAUUGAAACCGAUAUGACCUCGGUCCCAAAUACCGUGACUGGACAUGAGCCAGAAUCCAUUGAAGAAGAUGACUCCACAGAUGAACAACUCCCAUCUUCAACACCCCAGUUUUGGAGCCACAGCUCACAGCACAGCCCCGAUGGCCGGAAACUCAUCGUGCACUAUUGCCGGACCCUUCAAAGUACCGAAGAAGCUGUGCAACACUUCUUGGGGAGCAAAGUCAUUGGGUUCGACAUGGAAUGGAAGGCUCAAGCAUCCGGCUGGGACAGCAUUCAGAGCAAUGUCUCGGUGAUCCAAAUCGCAAACGAGGAGCGUAUCGCCAUCUUCCAGGUUGCGCUCUUCAAGCCGGCACGUUCUCUGGAUGACUUGGUUUCCCCAUCAUUGAAACGCCUCAUUGAAUCUCCCGAUGUCAUGAAAGUGGGCGUUUCAAUCAAGGCAGACUGCACGCGGCUGCGCAAGUAUCUUGGCAUCGAUGCCAAAGCCACUUUCGAGCUCAGCCAUUUGUACAAGUUGAUCAAAUACGGCAAAGACAAUCCCAAAUUGGUGAACAAGAGGGGCGUCAAUCUCAGCGAGCAAAUAAAUGAGCAUUUCGGUCUCCCUCUUGAGAAAAGUGAUGAUGUCCGCUGCGGUGAUUGGACACGGGCUUUGAGUUAUCGUCAGGUUCAAUAUGCCGCUACGGAUCCGUACGCUUGUGUUCGUUUGUUCUAUACCAUGGACGCGAAAAGACAAGCCAUGAACCCAAUGCCUCCUCGUCCUGCGUUCGCUGAACUCAACCAGCCCAUUGUUCUUCCGCUUGGACAAGCAGUCAACAGCGAGGAAGACCCAGUGGUCUGA
Molecule: messenger RNA, 3720 nt
Organism: Penicillium hordei
Lineage: Eukaryota; Fungi; Ascomycota; Eurotiomycetes; Eurotiales; Aspergillaceae
Product: 3'-5' exonuclease
Exons: 3
Coding region: 1-3720 (1239 amino acids)
Biological process (GO): nucleobase-containing compound metabolic process
Cellular component (GO): cytoplasm; nucleus
Molecular function (GO): nucleic acid binding; 3'-5' exonuclease activity
Source: RefSeq, a predicted model, not a curated record